AUGGAGGAACUUGGAAUUAAGUCCGUCAGCGCAUCAGAGGCCAACAAGGGCAAGGAUGCCGUUGGCGCCGCAGAACAGGCAGACAACCAGGGACCUUUCGCCCACCUGGCCUCAAACGACCUCUACACUCGCUACAAAAACCUCCAGCGUCACUUGGAGUUUUUGCAUCUUCAAGAGGAAUAUAUCAAGGAUGAACAAAAGAACCUGAAGCGCGAACUGAUCCGUGCUCAAGAGGAAGUCAAGAGGAUUCAAUCAGUCCCGUUGGUUAUCGGUCAGUUCCUGGAGCCUAUUGAUCAGCAUACCGGUAUCGUCUCGUCAACCACUGGAGCCCAGCAUGUUGUCCGGAUCCUCUCAACAAUCGAUCGUGAGUUGCUCAAGCCCUCGUGCUCUGUGGCACUUCAUCGCCACUCCAAUGCCUUGGUCGAUGUUCUUCCCCCCAACGCUGAUUCAAGCGUCGAGAUGGUCGGAGCUGAUGAGAGGCCCGAUGUGACCUACGCAGAUGUCGGAGGAUUAGAUAUGCAGAAGCAGGAGAUCAGGGAGGCUGUUGAGCUGCCAUUGACCCAUUUCGACUUGUAUCGCCAGAUCGGUAUCGACCCCCCACGCGGAGUCUUGCUCUAUGGACCCCCCGGAACCGGAAAGACCAUGUUAGUCAAGGCCGUCGCUCACCACACCUCGGCUUCAUUCUUCCGUAUGGUCGGUUCAGAGUUUGUGCAAAAGUACUUGGGAGAGGGCCCCAGGAUGGUUCGUGAUGCGUUCAGGAUGGCCCGCGAGAACUCACCCGCAAUCAUCUUUAUCGAUGAGGUCGAUGCUAUUGCGACCAAGCGUUUCGAUGCUCAGACAGGUGCCGAUCGUGAGGUUCAACGUGUUCUGUUGGAGUUGCUGAACCAGAUGGAUGGUUUCGACCAGGGCUCGAACGUCAAGGUCAUCAUGGCCACUAACCGUGCCGACACAUUGGAUCCUGCCAUCUUGCGUCCCGGUCGUCUGGAUCGUAAGAUCGAGUUCCCUACCCCCGACCGUCGUCAGAAGCGUCUCAUCUUUGCCACCGUCACCUCCAAGAUGAACCUCUCCGACGAAGUAGACCUCGAAGACUUUGUGUCUCGACCUGACAAGCUUUCUGGAGCAGAAAUUGCUGCUAUCUGUCAAGAGGCUGGUAUGCACGCUGUCCGCAAAAACAGAUAUGUUAUCUUGGCCAAGGAUCUGGAGAAGGGUUACAAGAGCAACGUCAAGAAGACCGAUACCGACUUUGAGUUCUACAAGUAA
Molecule: messenger RNA, 1260 nt
Organism: Linnemannia hyalina
Lineage: Eukaryota; Fungi; Mortierellomycota; Mortierellomycetes; Mortierellales; Mortierellaceae
Source: the annotation of a GenBank genome assembly